Molecule: messenger RNA, 2260 nt
Organism: Oryzias latipes (Japanese medaka)
Lineage: Eukaryota; Metazoa; Chordata; Actinopteri; Beloniformes; Adrianichthyidae
Gene: pitx2
Product: paired-like homeodomain 2
Biological process (GO): anatomical structure morphogenesis; regulation of transcription by RNA polymerase II
Cellular component (GO): nucleus
Molecular function (GO): RNA polymerase II cis-regulatory region sequence-specific DNA binding; DNA-binding transcription factor activity, RNA polymerase II-specific
Source: RefSeq, a predicted model, not a curated record
CUUAUCUGUUUGUUUCUGAAAGUUGAGCCUCUAAGUUUCUCUCUGCUACACAAACAUACACACCCCUUCGCAGGCGCGCGUACACAGGCGCGCGCAGGUCCCUCUCUGAGCUCAAAAGCUGGAAAAUGUGCGUCUUUCCAGGGAGGACCAAAGUUGAGGAAGACACAGGAAGACGAGCCAAGGAGAGGCUGGGAUGAAAGCGCCCCCUUCCCUGCGCCGUAAACACAUUAUUUAUGCGCAUACAUGAGAAGACAAACCUGAAGGCAACGCUGCGCGUCUGCUCGGAUUCACAGCGUGGGGGCACACGCACGCACCGUCACGUUUUCGGAGCGAAACUGCAGAGACGUCGCUGCUGCUUGUGCUGCUUCUGCUGCUGCUGCUGUGGGGGUUCCUGCUCAUUUUUAAGCCCGGCAGCUGGUCCGCGCGUGUCCGGAGGUGGAAUUUAUCCCGUCGCCGCUGAGCAGAAGGAGUGCGGCAGGGAGACCCGAUCCUCGCAGGCGCACAGGCGAAACUGUCUUCAGUCUGCCGACAUGGAGUCCCACUGUCGCAAACUGGCCUCCACCUGCGCUCAAAUCGAAAAGGAGAAGAUCCAAAACAAAAACGACGACUCUUCGGACGACCCCUCCAAGAAGAAGCGGCAGCGGCGGCAGAGGACUCACUUCACCAGCCAGCAGCUGCAGGAGCUGGAGGCCACCUUCCAGAGGAACCGCUAUCCCGACAUGAGCACCAGGGAGGAGAUAGCCGUGUGGACCAACCUGACGGAGGCCCGAGUCCGGGUUUGGUUCAAGAACAGGCGAGCCAAGUGGAGGAAGAGGGAACGGAACCAGCAGGCCGAACUCUGCAAGAACGGUUUCGGGCCGCAGUUUAACGGACUCAUGCAGCCCUACGACGACAUGUACCCGAGCUACACGUACAACAACUGGGCCGCCAAGGGCCUGACGUCCGCCUCUCUGUCCACCAAAAGCUUCCCGUUCUUUAACUCCAUGAACGUCAACCCGCUGUCCUCGCAGACCAUGUUCUCGCCCCCGAACUCCAUCUCCUCCAUGACCUCCAGCAUGGUGCCGGCGGCGGUCACCGGCGUGCCCGGAUCCAGCCUCAACAGCCUUAACAACUUGAACAACCUAAGUAACCCGUCCCUCAACUCGGGGGUGCCCACGCCGGCGUGUCCCUACGCGCCUCCGACCCCCCCAUACGUGUACAGGGACACUUGUAACUCCAGCCUGGCCAGCCUGAGACUGAAAGCGAAGCAACACUCGAGUUUUGGAUACGCCAGCGUGCAGAAUCCCGCCACCAACCUGAGCGCCUGCCAGUACGCCGUGGACAGGCCGGUCUAAGCCGGGCCUGCGCUCCCAACGCCCCCCAUACCUCUGUGAGCGGAGCGCGGCGCACCGAGGGGAGAGCCGGCGGCGGCGCAUGAUCCACGCGGGGAUUUCUGCUCAUAGCUGGAAUAGUUGGAAUUACUUCAUUCUGACUGUAUCCUCAAGACGCUGCCCCCUCCUGCACCACCCACCCCCACCCCAACACCACCACUAUAAGAAACUCCUCAGAAAACCGAGAAUUUUCUCCCCGUGUUUUUGCUCUCCAUCGUUCCCCUUCAGAGAAGGUUCCGGUCCAGACAGCGGGGUUCUCUGCAGUCUGGCUAAACAGGAACAGAGACUGGCACUUUAGUCUUCUUCCCAAACGGAGCACUCAAAGACUGAACCGAGCUGAACCGAGCAGGACUGCGGCUCGAACCUGAGCUGAGAACAUUAAGCCGCCCCCACCAGGGCCUGUUUCUCUCAGUUCAAACAGAAAAAAAACCCCUUUUUCUCCCGUCGCGGUUCUGAGCGUCAGGUUGUACAUAAAUAUAAAUAGAUAUAUUUGAACCAUCAUCUCCUGUUUUUGAGGCGAAUGCGCGUUAGCCCCCCUCUCCCUGUCCCUCCCCAGGCUCGUUUUUAUAAACGCAUGUGGAUUAAAAAAAAAGAAAGAAAGAAAAACGUCAUGUUUUGCUUGCAAACAAAAAGGGAAUGUACAUAAAACGCACCAACUGUGUUUUCUAACAUAUUAUAAAUUUAUUGUCUGUGAAUAUCGAUUUAGAUUAGUGGUUCUGGGUUUAAAAAAAAGAAGCAUCCAAAAUGUCUCCGAGACUUAUGAUUGUUUUCUCCUCUAUGUAAAAUAUUUGGUACGAAAUUAUGUUCUUUUAUUUUCCCAACAUCCAAAAAAAGAAAAAAAAACAACGUUGUGUUUUAUUUAAUGUUAGUAAAUCUAUUGUUCCAAACCA